GCCCCGUCCGUCCCCUCCCGCGGCAGGCGGGGGAACGAGAAGGGUCUGUUGUUUCCCUCGGUUCCUUCCUGCCCGCCCGACAGCCCCGAUGGAAACCCUCCGCGGCUGAGCAGCCCCCUCCUCCUCCGGGGCCCUCGGCUCAGGCGGCUUUGUCCCGACAGAGGGAAGAGAGAGAGGGAAAGAAGAAAAAGAAAGCCCGCAAACUUCGUCUGAGCACCAGUCUGUGGGCAGGGCCUGGGGCGCACGCCGCAGACUCGGACGCCGGGAGGCCCUGGAGCGCCCCCGCCCCCACGCGCCGCCCGCCCCCGCCCUCCUCCGGCGUCCCCGGUGCCCGGCGUGAGUCCGGAAGUGGCCGCGACCCAGGCUGGACGCCGCGCGAGUAAACCCGUGUCAGCUCCGGGGCUGACAGCCGGGAGGCAGCUGGUGCAGGCGGCGCCCCUCGACGAUGUCCCCUCCUCCCGCGUCGAACCGCCAGAACUGAGUCCUCGCCCACUCCCGGAACCGCAUCCUUCGCUUUAAGGAUCCUUGCAAGGCACGGGGAGCAGAGAGAACGAUGCGGUCCGCUCGUUUCCCCAUUAUAAACAAACUCUCCCUCUUCUCGGGAGCAAGAAUCGCAGGGUUUGAGUUGUUCUAGAGGAAAUCUCAAAGCAUUGCAGCCGUGAGGGUUCGCCUUCAGCUGAGGAGAUUGGGGAAGCCAGGUCUGCCUGGUGUCUUCCAUCCCCGCCCAAGUCCUGGCAAUCCCAUCUGGUCCCAGCAAGCUAGAGGUAGAAUGAGCCGCAGCCUUCUGUUUUCCCACGCCGAGAACAGCUGAAACCGGAGCCAGAGUGGCCUCCGCCCUCCUCACUUCCAGACGUUUCUUGCCCUUUGCUCUGUAACUCAAUGACCUUAUUGGCCAGGUCUCUCUUCUACCUAUCAGAGUCACCUAGCAAAGGUCCCUGAGGUCAAGGGGCCACCUUCAUCCCCCUCAGCCCACUCUAACCUCACCAUGGAACAACCCCAGGCGGAACCUCCAGCACCCAGUAAGGCCGGUAGUGCAGAAACUGUUGAAUCCAGACCAGAAAAUCACAUACAGGACGACCCUCAGGACAGGGGCGGUACAGAGGCUGAUGGGAAAGCCGGAGAACCGGAGCCAGGAGACCAAGCUCUGACACCAGCCCAGGAUGCGGAUGCGGAAAAUCGUGAGUGCCCUCCUCCUGAGGCUAGCGCAAGUCUGUGUGGGACCUCACCUGAGAUACAGACAAGAGAGGCGUGUUCUGAGUCACAGGAGCUUCCCCAGUCCCCCAGGAGCCAGCGGCCUGAUCUGGAUCUCUACUGUGUCAAGUGGAUCCCCUGGAAGGGAGAGCGGACCCCCAUCAUCACCCAGAGCACCAACGGCCCUUGUCCUCUCCUGGCCAUCAUGAACAUCCUCUUUCUUCAGUGGAAGGUGAAGCUGCCCCCUCAGAAGGAAAUGAUCACAUCAGAUGAGCUAUUGACACAUCUUGGCAACUGCCUCCUAUCCAUCAAGCCCCAGGAGAAGUCUGAGGACCUUCAACUUAACUUUCAGCAGAAUGUGGAUGAUGCAAUGACAGUGCUCCCUAAACUGGCCACAGGUCUGGAUGUCAACGUGCGAUUCACAGGCGUCUCUGACUUUGAGUACACACCCGAAUGCAGCAUCUUUGACUUGCUGGGCAUACCUCUGUACCAUGGCUGGCUUGUUGAUCCACAGAGUCCUGAGGCUGUGAGUGCUGUUGGGAAACUGAGUUACAACCAACUGGUAGAGAAAAUCAUCACCUGUAAACACUCAAGUGACCCCAACCUCGUGACAGAAGGCUUGAUUGCGGAGCAGUUCCUGGAGACCACUGCGGCCCAGCUGACCUAUCAUGGCCUGUGUGAGCUUACAGCGACUGCUAAGGAAGAUGAACUCAGUGUCUUUUUUCGAAACAACCACUUUAGCACGAUGACUAAGCACAAGAGUCACUUGUACCUGCUGGUCACUGACCAGGGGUUUCUACAGGAGGAGCAGGUCGUGUGGGAGAGCCUGCAUAAUGUGGAUGGCGACAGUUGCUUCUGUGACUCUGACUUCCACCUAAGUCAUUCCCUAGGCAAACACCAGGGAGCAGAAGGUGGGGGCAGCUCUCCAGAGAAGCAGCUGCAGGUGGAUCAGGACUAUCUUAUUGCCUUGUCCCUGCAGCAGCAGCAGCCACAAGGCAUGCUGGGCCUUAGCGACCUGGAACUCGCCCAGCAGCUUCAGCAAGAGGAGUACCAACAGCAGCAAGCUGUGCAAACGAGGGCCCCUGCGCCCCAGGGGAGAGGAGCCACAUCUGGACGCCCAGCCGGAGAGCGGAGACAGAGGUCGAAGCCUGACUCAGACUGUGUUCUUCUCUAACCCUGCCUCACACAGUGUGGCCCCACCCGGUCUUUCAGAGGCUGACUGGUUUGCUUGCAGGAUCCCCUACCUCACCCCCAGAUCCAUACAGGGUAACUUAUAUGCCCUACCGGGGGUCAGAGCAGGCAACAGACACCAAGGUCAAACUUGGUAUGGUCCUUGCCUUCAGUGUUGCUGUCUUCUCUUCCAGCCAGGGCCACAUGGGGAUGUGGGGCUGGGCGUCUCUGAUUCCCAACUCCCUUUCCUGCAAUAUUCUCAUGAAUAUACAGACCCAGGCUGAUAGGUGAAGUACCCAACUGAAAUGAAUCUCUGUGUCCCUGCCUGCCCGGUUGCCCUCGGCCACCCCAAAGGCCCAUUUCCGUUUGUUUUAGGGUUUGAUUUGGGUUUCUAUCUUUAUUAUUUUUAAUGCCUUCCUAGGGGGUUGGAAAUAAAACUUCUUUCCUGA
This is a messenger RNA of Mesocricetus auratus (golden hamster), 2810 nucleotides long. RefSeq names its product MINDY lysine 48 deubiquitinase 1 (gene Mindy1). The record is from RefSeq and is a predicted model, not a curated record. Gene Ontology annotation, cellular component: cell periphery; cytosol. Gene Ontology annotation, biological process: protein K48-linked deubiquitination. The transcript has 11 exons. The coding region runs from base 986 to 2365 and encodes 459 amino acids. Gene Ontology annotation, molecular function: cysteine-type deubiquitinase activity; K48-linked deubiquitinase activity; cysteine-type carboxypeptidase activity. NCBI's taxonomy places the organism in Eukaryota, Metazoa, Chordata, Mammalia, Rodentia, Cricetidae.